AUGGAAACCCUGGCCUCGCUCUGGGCCUGUGACCCGGGUGACCCGGACGGGGGGCGACACGAGCCGUGGGCGGCGUGGGAGUUUCCGCCUGUCACCGCUCCUCCUCCUCCUCCUGCUCCGCCUCUGAUGUGGAUGGAGCAGCUCUCCCCUCACCUCCAGAGAAACAAACAGCUCCAGGAUACUCUGCUGCAGAGGGAGGAGGAGCUGGCUCGACUGCAGGAGGAGAACAACAAACUCCGCCACUUCCUCAGCUCCUCCUUCGUCAGGGACCUGGAGCAGAAAGCCAAGAAAGUCACUUCUGACAGGAGGAAGCUGAAGAGGAAGCUGACGGACCUCCAGGAAAGAUCCCUUAAAAACUGCCGCCCCCUGCAGGUCAGCAAAAGAGUCUGUAGGAACCUCACUGCCCAGUUCAACUGUAGCUCCUCUGAGUCGUCUGCCUCCUCUGAGCCAAACCUGGACCUGUGGGUCCUCCGGACCCUGGGUCUGAAGGACCGAGACACCAUCGACACAUCCAGCCAGUCCUCAGCCGAGAACAACCUCCGAGCUUUGGUUUACAACACCGUCACCCCCUCCCCCCUCAGCCCCCCCUUCAGCCCCCCCUUCAGCGCCCCCUUCAGCCCUCCGUCCAGGUCCAGGAAGUCCUCUGCCCACGGCGACGGCCGCCGAGUGACCGCUGAUCCUGCCAGACUCCAGGAGGCAAACUGCCAGACUGCUGCUCAGACUCCUCCAGGGCCGACCGCCACGGGACCGAGCGGACUCUGUGGAGGCGUCGGGACCUCACCUGCCCUCCACCUGGACCCCACUCAGGACUCGGUCCUCUUCGGUCCACCAGCAGAGAGACUUCCCUUCUCUCCGCGGUGGUCUUCUGCUUCGGUCCCGAACCAGCCGUGGACGCCGGAUAGUCUCUGUCUCCCAACGAGCCCGCUGGCCGCCACAUCCACGCCGCGAGGCCGGACAGAUGUGGCAUUCAGCAUGUUCCUCAGUCCGUCCAGCAGCGUGAAGACCCACAGCUUCCCCCAGGGACAGGCCUUCACCCGCAAGGAUGUGGACGGCCGCUGGAACUUCACCUGGGUGCCCAACCAGGGACUGUAG
Molecule: messenger RNA, 1092 nt
Organism: Salarias fasciatus (jewelled blenny)
Lineage: Eukaryota; Metazoa; Chordata; Actinopteri; Blenniiformes; Blenniidae
Gene: gmnc
Product: geminin coiled-coil domain containing
Exons: 6
Coding region: 1-1092 (363 amino acids)
Biological process (GO): negative regulation of cell cycle; negative regulation of DNA replication
Cellular component (GO): nucleus
Source: RefSeq, a predicted model, not a curated record